AUGCCUGCAAAAGAGACCUUUGGCAAUCCAGCUCCGUGGGCUGAGCCAGCCUGGUGCCAUGGAAUUCCAUCUCCAUACUACAACGACUCCCACAAGAAGCUCCGCAACACCGUCCGAGAAUAUGUAAACACAAAUAUCCUCCCCGACUCAUUAGAAUGGGAAGAGAAGGGCGAAGCCCCCAAAGAAGCCAGACUACAGUGGGCCAAAUCAGGUUUUGCCUUUAGCGACGUUCCCCUCGAAUACAGACCCAAGGACAUUCCAUUCCCAGCCGGUAUUCCCAUCAACGACCUCGAUCCCUUCCACAUGCUUGUCCAGACAGACGAGACUUCCCGCGUUGAAGGCGGUGUUACAUCAUGUCUAGGAGGCGGUUCGGUGAUUGGUAUCCCACCUGUAAUCCACCACGGAACUCACGAACAGAAACAAAAAUGGCUUCCGGGCCUCUUUACUUGGGAAACAAGUUUCUGUCUCGGAAUCACGGAACCUUCGGGAGGUUCAGACGUCGCAAACAUUCAAACCACAGCCGAAAAGACUGCAGAUGGGAAACACUACAUCGUAAACGGCUGGAAGAAAUGGAUUACCGGCGCACCUUGGGCAACACACAUGACAACCGCCGUUCGCACUGGAGGUCCCGGAGCAAUAGGAAUCUCAGUGCUCGUAAUCCCCACCGAUUCCAAAGGUCUCAGCAUGCGACGCAUCCCAAACAGCGGUCAAAAAGCCGGUGGAGCAUCGCUCGUCGAACUCGACGAUGUCAAAGUCCCCGUGGAAAAUCUCCUCGGCAAAGAAAAUGAAGGGUUCCGCGUCAUCAUGGUGAAUUUCAACCGGGAGAGAUAUAUCAUGUCGGUAGCCAUGAACCGGAAAGCUCGCACUUGUUUAUCCAUUGCAUUCGAUUACGCGAACAAGCGAGAGACGUUUGGCAAGAAGCUCGUCGAGAAUCAAAUCAUCGCGGCGAAAUUCACGACUUUGGCGAGGUAUAUUGAGAGUCAUUGGGCUUGGUUGGAGGCGAUUGCGUAUGCGGUCAAGGAAUCUCCGUAUGGAUUUCAGGAUCCUGAUGUUGCGGGACGAAUUGCUUUGGCGAAAGUGCAGGGUGGGAGGAUUCAGGAGUUGGCGAACCGUGAGGCGCAGCAGGUUCUGGGUGGGGCGGGAUAUCAAAAGGGAGGCCCGGGAGCACCGGUGGAGCAGAUGUCGAGAGAUUUGAGGAUGAAUGUUGUGGGAGGGGGGAGUGAGGAGAUUAUUGGAGAUUUGGCGGUUAGGCAGGAGACUAUGUUGGCUAAGAGGAGAGGGUGGAAGUUGUGA
Ramularia collo-cygni is the source of this 1293-nucleotide messenger RNA. Its product is annotated as probable acyl-CoA dehydrogenase. The transcript has a single exon. Lineage: Eukaryota; Fungi; Ascomycota; Dothideomycetes; Mycosphaerellales; Mycosphaerellaceae. Bases 1 to 1293 code for a protein of 430 amino acids. The record is from RefSeq and is a predicted model, not a curated record. Gene Ontology annotation, molecular function: flavin adenine dinucleotide binding; oxidoreductase activity, acting on the CH-CH group of donors.